Molecule: messenger RNA, 1692 nt
Organism: Neodiprion virginianus
Lineage: Eukaryota; Metazoa; Arthropoda; Insecta; Hymenoptera; Diprionidae
Product: calphotin-like
Exons: 4
Coding region: 42-1568 (508 amino acids)
Molecular function (GO): pigment binding
Source: RefSeq, a predicted model, not a curated record
AAAGCCCAGAGAUCUGUAAUCUUGCGGCCAGAUCGUUAAGAAUGCUGAAGAAGAUUGUUCUCGUAUUCGCGGCCUUAGCUUUGGCUAAGGCCCAAAUUCCCAACGUGGGAUGGUGCCCCGAUUACCUUCCUAUGGCUGGCUUUGACUUGUCCAAGUUCUUGGGUGUUUGGUACGAAGCCGAAAGGUACUUUCAACUGAGCGAACUUGUCUCGCGAUGCGUCGUUUCAAACUACACCCGAGGAUUCGACGGAAAAGUGCGCGUCAGCAACGAGGUUAUCAACCGACUGACUGGAAUCAAGCGCGUCGUGGAGGGCGAGUUAAAACCCUCACCGACAAAGGCUGAGGAAGGACGACUCCAGGUCAAAUACCCGACCAUACCCUUGGCGCCCGAGAUGCAAUACUCGAUACUGGACACCGACUACCGUAAUUAUGCCGUCCUCUGGAGCUGCUCCAGCCUCGGACUCGCCCACACUCAGAGCGCUUGGCUGAUGACCCGACAACGUAUCCCAACUACGGAGGUUUUGCAGAUGGCCUACGGCGCUUUGGACAAAAACGGAAUCUCCAAGAGGUUCUUCGUGAAGACAGACCAGGCUCAGUGUGCCUACGACCCGGCGCCCACUCCAGCAGCUGAAACUCCGGCUCCAGCCACUGCUGCAGUUCCAGUCGCAGCCCCAGACGCAGCUCCGAUUCCAGUCGUGGCUCCAGCUCCAGCCCCGAUCAAAGAGGAAACCGUAGUACCGGAAGCCGGGCUCGAAAAAGCGGUGCACUUAAGGUCGAGUGGAAUUCUGCAAGAAGCUGAGCCAGCGAAGGAAAUCCCGAAGGAAGAAAUCGCUGUCGAGUCGAGUCCAGCCGCGGAGAAACCGGCGGAAGAAGUGCGAGUCGCCGGUGUGGAACCGGCUAAAGAAGCAUCGGCCAAACCUAUCGCACCGGAAACGGUGCCCGAGCUCAUCUUGAAGGUCGCUGAGAACGCGAAGCCGGCCGCAGAGCCGCAACCCGAAGCAGCUCCGAUCGCCGAGGAGUCGAAGGUUCACGAAGUCGUCGUGAGCGCCGAGCCGGAAAAGAAGAAGCUCGACGUCGCUGCCGAACCGCAAACGGAACCGGUGCUGAAGGCCGCGGAACCGGUUGUGGCCCAGCCGGCGAAAACCGCGGUCAAACCGGAAGAACCAGUCGCGUUUGAGGAACCGAAGGAAAAACCAGCGGUGACGGUCCCUGUUCUCAAGUCAGCCGAACCAGUUCCGGAAGUCGCGUCGGUCACGCAGGAAAAGAUAGAAACCCCGGCCGCCGCCGUUCCGCUACCGGAAGCUGCGGCCUUGCCGGCAAAAUCGGCCUUGCCCGAACCCGCGAAGGAGGAAAAGCUCGCCGAGGUUCCGGUGGCCGCACCGGAAGCUAUUGAAAAGUCCGUGCCGCUUCGGGAGGCCGUAAAGACCGAGUUACCAGCUGCGGAACCGGCGGUGCCGGAAACUCCGAUUGCGGUUCCGAUUCCGGUGAAGAACCUGGCAGUCGCUGCUGAAGAACCGAAGCCGCAGGUCGUGGCCGAGCCGGCAAAGAUCGCGGAACCGAAGCCUUGAAAUUGACGCAGCUCGAUACCGAAUAAAUCACCGAAUCUGGUACACCGCAAGACUUUAGGCUCAUCCCGAAAGGCUGACGAUAAUUCCGCGCGGCUCGUAGCGGCCGAUUUUUACUCUGGACCAG